Molecule: messenger RNA, 2768 nt
Organism: Lepus europaeus (European hare)
Lineage: Eukaryota; Metazoa; Chordata; Mammalia; Lagomorpha; Leporidae
Gene: SHPK
Product: sedoheptulokinase
Exons: 7
Coding region: 27-1475 (482 amino acids)
Biological process (GO): carbohydrate metabolic process; cellular response to lipopolysaccharide
Cellular component (GO): cytosol
Molecular function (GO): sedoheptulokinase activity
Source: RefSeq, a predicted model, not a curated record
UCGCGCCCGGAACCUGGCAUUGCCGAAUGCAGUUGGCGAUGGCUGCGGGGUCCGUCACUCUCGGCAUCGACCUGGGCACCACGUCUGUGAAGGCCGCCUUGCUGGAGGCCGCGCCCGACGACCCAUCCGGGUUCGUGGUGCUGGCGAGCUGUGCCCGAGCUGCGCGGGCGGAGGUGGAGGCCGAGAGCGCGGCGGCCGGGCCGCAGGGGCGGGAGCAGGAUGUGAGGAGAAUUGUCCAAGCCCUCAACGAGUGCCUGGCUGCCCUUCCCCGGCAGCAGCUCCGGAGAGUCGGGGGCGUCGGAGUGUCAGGACAGAUGCAUGGAGUCCUGUUUUGGAAAGUGGGCCAAGGCUGUGAAUGGACGGAGGGAGAUGCAGCUUCUGUGUUUGAGCCCCGAGCUGUGAGUCACCUGGUCACCUGGCAGGAUGGCCGGUGUAGCAGCAGCUUCCUGGCUUCUCUGCCCCAACCAGAGUCCCAUCUCAGUGUAGCCACCGGCUUCGGCUGCGCAACCAUCUUCUGGCUUUUGAAAAACAGCCCAGAGCUCCUGAAGUCCUACGAUGCAGCCGGUACCAUCCAAGACUACGUGGUUGCCAUGCUGUGUGGCUUGCCAAGACCGCUGAUGUCCGACCAGAAUGCUGCUAGCUGGGGCUAUUUCAACACCUGCAGCCAGAGCUGGAACAUGGAGAUAUUGAAGGCCUCGGGUUUUCCCGUCCACCUGCUCCCAGACAUUGCCGAGCCUGGCACCAUGGCAGGAAGAACUUCCCGUGUAUGGUUUGAAAUCCCAAAGGGGACGCAGGUGGGAGUGGCCUUGGGUGAUUUGCAGGCCUCUGUCUAUUCCUGCAUGGCCCAAAGGACAGACGCAGUUCUCAACAUCAGCACCUCGGUUCAGCUGGCCGCGCCCAUGCCUCCAGGAUUCCAGCCGGCGCAGACUCCGGACCCCGCGGCCCCAGUUGCCUACUUCCCCUACUUCCACAGCACCUACCUGGGGGUGGCCGCGUCCCUCAACGGGGGCAAUGUUCUGGCCACGUUCGUGCACAUGCUGGUUCAGUGGAUGGCAGAUCUCGGCCUGGAGGUCGAAGAAUCCACUGUGUAUUCACGCAUGAUCCAGGCAGCUGCGCAGCAGAGAGACACCUGCCUAACCAUCACCCCAACAGUGUUGGGAGAGAGGCACCUGCCAGACCAGCUGGCCUCUGUGACCAGAAUCUCCUCCUCCGACCUCUCCCUGGGGCACGUGACCCGGGCCCUGUGCCGAGGCAUUGUUCAGAACCUGCACUCCAUGCUUCCCUUUCAGCAGCUGAAAGAGUGGGGCGUGCAGCGGGUGAUGGGCAGCGGGAGUGCGCUGUCCAGGAACGAGGUGCUGAAGCAGGAGGUGCAGAGGGCUUUCCCGUUGCCCGUGUCCUUCGGGCAGGACGUGGACGCAGCUGUCGGGGCAGCUCUGGUCCUGCUCCGGAGACCCAUCAAGCAGAAGGAGCCCUAGGCAGCAAGCUCCUUGCCUACAGGACCGCUGUGAGUUUUACCUGCUUGGCAUUCCUGACACAGACUCUGGACUGUCUUUCCUUCGGGGCAGUUCUCUGGGGGAACUUUGAAGUCACGAGGGUCCUUUAUCAAGUUCAAGAAAAACUGGAAUUAAAAGAUACAUUUAUUCUGGUGCAAAAGAUUUUGAAAUCCAUGCAUAUUUCCCCCCCCCCAAAUUUACAAUUCAUGAACUUUAUGAAGACCCCUUGUGUGUUCAUGGGGCACCAUCUUGACCCAGAACUUACCCUCUGGACAUCCUUAAUCAGCUAGGGGUCACCAACCAGAUCCCAAGCCAGUGCCUUCCGGAAGAGACUCACUGGAAGCUGGUUGUGAAUGUCACUAUGGAAAAAGGAAGAGAGAACAGCAGCUAAGACUCCUGGUUGGGAGGCUCAUCUGUGAUUCGCCUGUAGACAGAGAAAGAAUAACUGUGGACUUCGACAGCAGAAAGUGUGGUGACCGCGGCUCUAAGCAAUCAAAGAGGACCUCCCCUGUGUUCAGCUUCUGGGUGAUUGAUUUCCGAGACAUGAAGCCGAGACUGGGGCACAUGCUCUGUUGGAAAUGUCCAUCCCCACCGGAUUGUGCCGUUGACUGGGAAAAGCCCGCUAAGCUGAGUCUGCUCUAGUUCCUCUCAAUACAGCAGGCUCAUAGGCAAUCAUAGGAAGCAAAAGUCGAUGGCAGGACCAGCAAGGGGGAUGUGUGGCCAGCACUAUUCUAACACGCUGUCCCCAAGAGUCUGACAAGGCCCCCACAGGUCCCUUUUCUAGGCUCUGUGUCUGUGUAUCUGUGUUUUUGCCCUCACACACCCCCAGAAGUCUUCAUGGGAAGAGGUGCAACCAGACGGAGUCCUGUCAUGGGUUAGCCCCAUCGAAUAAAACCCCAGCUCUUCUUUCACUUGGUGUGGGCCUUGCUGGCCUGCUGUGUGUUUCCGACUCAGGAGAAACAUCCCACUGGAGUGGGCAUCCUUGUAGGGAUGCCAGAGUGUCCCACACCCUCCUGUGGUUGGUAGGAAUGACCACGCAUGGCUUCCAGGAGAGGACUGCCGUCACUGCACCAGCUCCCAGAUGCCCAAAGGGUCUCAGGCCCAGUCACUUCCGACCCUGAGGCCCGCCUUGGGUAACGCGCUCAGGAGGUAGUCACACGUUGUCUCUUUGUAAACAUCAUGUGACAGAUUGUGUGAUUGUCCGAUGCCCUGAGGUUGAUUUGCCUGGCUGUGCCGACUGAACUUCAGAUAGUAAAUAAAGCUCAUUGCUCCAGA